Molecule: messenger RNA, 1672 nt
Organism: Gymnodraco acuticeps
Lineage: Eukaryota; Metazoa; Chordata; Actinopteri; Perciformes; Bathydraconidae
Gene: vta1
Product: vesicle (multivesicular body) trafficking 1
Biological process (GO): late endosome to vacuole transport via multivesicular body sorting pathway
Cellular component (GO): multivesicular body
Source: RefSeq, a predicted model, not a curated record
AUGUGUAUGGAGCUGGAGGUUUCUCCGAUCAUGGGGCUUCCUUCAGGGGGGGCCCAUCUUCAGGGUCCUUUGACCAGGACCAGAACCAGGACCAGAACCAAGGUCCAGCCCCGGGGAUCGGCUUCUCUCCGGGGGGUCCAGGAUCUGCUCCAUCAGGCCCCCCCAACCCGAACUACAACAACAUCCAUAUCCCACCGGGGGCCCACGCUCCAGCCAACACCCCCGCAGAGAUGCCCCCCGCCUCAGAAGCCGCUAAACCAGUGCCUAUUCCCAGAUCAGUUCCCCUCCCUGUGGACCCCAGACUGAUGCAGGGUCAGCAAGAGGGAGUGCAUCUCACCGCUGAUGACUUCACCAAGGCUCAGAAGUUGUGUAAAUACGCUGGCAGCGCUCUUCAGUACGAGGACGUGAGCACAGCCGUGACUAACCUGCAACAAGCUCUGCGACUUCUCACCACCGGACACGAGUGAAGCCUUCCUCCUCCUCUUCCUCAUCCUCUUCCUCCUCACUACAGUUUGAAGAGCAAAGCUUAUUAACAUAACAAACGCAACGCUCCUUUUUGCUGAUAUCAACAUGCAUGAGUGUUUCUAUAAAACAUAUCAGCAACAACGAGAUUUAAUGUCAUUUAUUCAAAAAAGAAAAUUAAAACAAUGAGACAUAGCAACAGAAAUGUGUUUAUAAAACAACAUAUUAAAACGAGCUCGAGUAGAAUAAGACAAAAAAGAAAAGUUGAUCAAAUGUGUUUAAAACACACGUUGACACUCCUAACAAAUAUAGUGCUCCUCUGAUAUUGAUGACUUUUGAUUAACAUUUACCAAACUCUCUUUUGAUUGUUCAGCCUUUUUACGGCAGAGGGUCAGGGCCACGGGAAAAUACAUUUGAUUUCUAACCCAACAUUUAUUUUUGAUUCUAAAAUAUAAGUAAACAUUUUGAGAGAAAUCUGAAUUCUGAGAUAAAAAAUCUUUAUUUUGAGAAUAAAGUCAGAAUUUUGACGUAAAAGUCAGAAUUCUGAAAUGAAAGUAAACAUUUUGAGAAAAGUCUGAAUUCUGAGAUUAAAAAAAAAUCUAAAUUUGGAUGAAAGUCAGAAUCUUGAGAAAAGUCAGGAUUUUGAAUUUCCACAGAAUUCCCCCCAAAAAAUCCCUUUUGUUCAGAUCUCAAAAACCUUUUCUCAUGUCGCCCUAAUCCUCUUCUGUAUUUUUGUGUUGACCUGAUUCUGUCAAAGGAUCCUUCGCUGAUCAGCUGAUCGCUUUAAACUCACUGUGACUCCGAAAAAACUGACAGGCGAUGAAAGAAAAAAGUGAAAUGUAAAAAGUUUAAAUCGUUUACAAACCGUAAAUAUUCAGAUUUUAAAAUGUCUUCUCUUAUCUGUAAAACGUCUCUCCUCCUAUUGGCUGGCGCACAACCUUCUGUAGUGAUUGAUGGUUUAGGGGCGGGACAUCUCUAAGUGCUUGACCAAUCACAACAGCAGUCUCUGAAACCCAAAUGAAACGUUAAAGGAUCUGCUGCUGGAGACGUCCUCUCACUGCUUUCUGUUUUGCUCUGAAGUAUUUUAUUUUGACGUGUUUCCAUCCGUCUCUGUGUGUACGAUGAUCUUUUCUUUGUUCUGGUGGAUUUUAAACCCAGAUCUGCCAGAACCUCUGUUGAUUUAUUUGAAUAAAAUGGUUUGAGAUGUUCA